Vicugna pacos (alpaca) is the source of this 3477-nucleotide messenger RNA. NCBI's taxonomy places the organism in Eukaryota, Metazoa, Chordata, Mammalia, Artiodactyla, Camelidae. The record is from RefSeq and is a predicted model, not a curated record.
CCGGCUCCGCGCCGGGCUUCACUGCGAGCGGAGCGCGAGCGAGCGGAGGACGUCGCGGGCAGCCCAGCCGCCAGCAUGACGACCGAGCAGCGGCGGAACCUGCACACCUUCGGGGACUAUGUCAGGAAGAUCCUGGACCCUACCUACAUCCUGAGCUACAUGGCCCCCUGGUUUAGGGACGAUGAGGUGCAGCACAUUCAGGCUGAGAAAAACAACAAGGGCCCGAUGGAGGCUGCCUCACUUUUUCUGCAGUUCUUACUGGAGCUCCAGGAGGAAGGCUGGUUCCGUGCCUUUUUGGAUGCCCUUAACCAAGCAGGUUAUUCUGGACUUUAUGAAGCCAUUGAAAGUUGGGAUUUCCAAAAAAUCGAAAAGUUGGAGGAGUAUAGAUCACUUUUAAGGCGUUUACAACCAGAAUUUAAAACCACGAUUAAUCCAAAAGAUAUCCUUCCUGAAAUAUCUGAAUGUUUAAUUAGUCAGGAAUGUGAAGAAAUUAUGCAGGUUUGUUCCAACAAGGGGCUGAUGGCAGGUGCAGAGAAAAUGGUGGAAUGUCUUCUCAGAUCAGACAAGGAGAACUGGCCCAAAACUUUGAAACUUGCUUUGGAGAAAGAAGAGAGCAAGUUCAGUGAACUGUGGAUGGUGGAGAAUGGUGCAAAAGGUGUUGAAAUGAAAGAUCUUGAGGAUGAUGAAAUGAAGACUUUCGAUGUACAGAUUUUCUACAAGGAAGAACCAGAAAACCAGAAUCUUAGUCAGAAUUCUCAUCCCUCUUCAGAAGCGCCUCAUAUUUACAGCCCAGUGAAGCCAAGAAAUUACCAACUAGAGCUCGCUUUACCUGCUCAGAAAGGAAAAAACACAAUAAUAUGUGCUCCUACUGGUUGUGGAAAAACCUUUGUUUCACUUCUUAUCUGUGAACAUCAUCUUAAAAAAUUUCCACAAGGACAAAAGGGGAAAGUUGUCUUUUUUGCUGUUCAGCUCCCGGUGUAUGAGCAGCAGAAGUCUGUGUUCUCACAACAUUUUGAAAGACUUGGGUACAAAGUUGCAGGCAUUUCUGGAGCAACAUCUGACAAUGUCUCCGUGGAACAGAUUGUUGAGAACAAUGACAUCAUCAUUUUAACUCCACAGAUUCUUGUGAACAGUCUUAAAAAUGGCACUGUUCCAUCACUCUCUGUGUUUACUUUGAUGAUAUUUGAUGAAUGCCACAACACCAGUAAACACCAUCCUUACAACAUGAUCAUGUUCAAUUAUCUAGAUCAGAAACUUGGCGGAUCUUCAGACUCACUGCCCCAGGUAUCUCCAAAGUCAGAUGAGCUCUGGAGUCGCUUCAGGGGUUUUGAAUAUUUGUUUUAUCAUUCAGCCGACCUGCCUGUGAGCUUGGGGCCUCAGGUUUCAGAGGAAGUAAGAAAGGCAGAGAGAGGCUUGGAGAGGCCUGCUUUGAACUGCAUAUUCUCCCUGAAAAAUACUCACUUUCCUUUGAUGGCUGUAGUUUUCAGGAAAGUGAAAUCACGGACUGCCAACAGAUUUAAAAGCGUCAUAUCUCAGCUGAUGUUGGAGACCGAGGGUCUGGCAAAGAGUAUCUUUGAAGAGCUUGGUACCAUAAGUCUCGAAAACUUAUUUCAUGUUCAAAAUAGGGAGUUUGGAACACAGAAAUAUGAACAGUGGAUUAUUGCUGUUCAGAAAGUGUGCAUGUUGUUUCAGAUGCCAGACAAAGAUGAAGAGAGCAGGAUUUGUCAAGCACUGUUUCUGUACACAUCACAUUUGCGGAGAUACAAUGAUGCCCUCAUUAUCAGUGAACAUGCACGCGUAAAAGAUGCUCUAGAUUACUUGAAAGACUUCUUCACAAAUGUCCGAGCAGCAGGAUUUGAUGAGAUCGAGCAAGAUCUCACUCGGAGAUUUGAAGAAAAGCUGCAGGAACUAGAAAGUAUUUCGAUGGAUCCCAGCAACGAGAACCCUAAACUCGAAGACCUCUGCUUCAUCUUGAAAGAGGAGUACCACAUAAAUCCAGAGACCAGAACCAUCCUCUUUGUGAAAACCAGGGCUCUUGUGGAUGUAAGCUUCUACCUCCUGUGGAUAACAAAUUGGCCUAGUACCAUUUUAUUAAAAAGACAGUCCUUUCCUCACUGCUUUGCAAUCAAGCAUCCAUAUAUGUGUGGGGUGUCUCAUGAGGCUGCAUUCAAGGUGUUGGCCACGGCUGCGGUCAGCUCAGGGCUUGACUUACAUGGCUUUUGGCCGGCCGCAGAAGAUGUGCUUGGCUCACUCACAGGGGCCUCUCCACAGGCCGGCCUCACAGCCUGGUGGCUGGCUUUCCUAAACUUUCUAAAACCUGGCAUAUUGACUGGACGUGGCAAAACAAGUCAGAACACAGGAAUGACCCUCCUAGCGCAGAAGUGUGUAUUGGAUACAUUCAGAACCAACGGAGAUAACAAAAUUCUGAUCGCCACCUCGGUUGCUGAUGAAGGCAUCGACAUUGCUCAGUGCAAUCUGGUCAUCCUGUAUGAGUAUGUGGGCAACGUCAUCAAAAUGAUCCAAACCAGAGGCAGAGGAAGAGCAAGAGGGAGCAAGUGCUUCCUUCUGACCAGUAAUGAUGAUGUAAUUGAAAAAGAAAAAAUAAACAUAUACAAAGAAAAAAUGAUGAAUGACUCCAUUGUAAAUGUGCAGACAUGGGAUGAAGCAGCAUUUAAAGAAAAGAUUCACCAGAUACAGAUUCAUGAAAAGUUCAUCAGGGAUAAUCAAGGAAAAGCAAUGCCUGUGCCUGAUAAGAAAAAUAAAAAACUGCUCUGCAGAAAAUGCAAAGCCUUUGCAUGUUAUACAGCUGAUAUAAGAGUGGUGGAGGCAUGCCAUUUCACCGUGAUUGGAGAUGCUUUCAGGGAGCGCUUUGUGAGUAAGUUACACCCCAGACCGAAGAACUAUGGGAGUUUUGAGAAGAAAGCAAAAAUAUUCUGUGCCAGGCCGAACUGUAGCCAUGACUGGGGAAUCCACGUGAGGUAUAGGGCAUUUGAGAUUCCAGUUAUAAAAAUUGAAAGUUUUGUGGUGGAGGAUGUUGAAACAGGAGUUCAGACACUCUAUGCAAGGUGGAGGGACUUUCAUUUUGAGAAGAUACCGUUUGAUGCUGCAGAAAUGUCCAGAUGUGCUCAGGACCUCAGUCUUCAGGGAAUGGGUGAUCUGGAGUAAAGAAGAAACUAGACCCAGCAGGUAAAUCAUGGCUCACCUGGACCACUGUCAAGAUCUCUUGCCUAAAGGCUUGUUCCGUCCUGAGUGUCUAUCACGUACGUAACUGCUGUUGUUUUCAGCAGUUUGCACGCUAUCAUUAUGUAAAGCAUGGGUCAAUGGAUCACAACACUAAAUGCUCUGUAGGCCAGCAGCGCUCCCAGCACUUGGGAAAAACAAAAAAGCCUUAACGUGUUUCUCUCCUUCCCUUCCCUUCCCUGCCAGCGUACACCCAUGACCACUCAGCACACACUAGAAUACAUGGAUGAGGGCAUG